GAGGGAGGGAGUGUCUGUACAGCUCUUGCUCACUCCCAGUGAUUCCCAGCUCCUCGAAGUAGAACACACUCAGAGCCCUCAGCAGAGACUGCUGGCAGGAAGCCCUCACAGGAGAAACAGGAGACGGGACCUCCACAGGCAGAGGAUAGGCCGGCUUUUGGGGGCGCCCAUGUGGCCCCAAGGCCGAGCCCAGUGGGGGUUUGGCGUAAGCCUCAGCCCCCCAAAGAGUCGACCUUCCAAUCCAUGGGGUUGUCCUUGUCCAAGGAGAAAGGGUUAAUUCUCCGCCUAUGGAACAAGUUCUGCAGAUUGUUUCACAGACAGGAUUCCUGGACUCAAAGCCGAGAUGAGUUGAAUCUGCUUCAACAGAAGAGGAUCUGGGAGUCUCCUCUCCUUCUAGCUGCCAAAGAAAAUGAUGUCCAGGCUCUGAGCAAGCUGCUCAAGUAUGAGGCCUGUGAUGUGCACCAGAAAGGAGCCAUGGGGGAGACAGCGCUCCAUAUAGCAGCCUUGUAUGACAACCUGGAGGUGGCUAUGGUGCUGAUAGAGGCUGCCCCGGAUCUGGUCUUUGAACCUAUGACAUGUGAACUCUAUCAAGGUCAGACUGCCCUGCAUAUCGCUGUCAUGAACAGGAACGUGAACCUUGUGCGUGCCCUGCUCAUUCGUGGGGCCAGUGUCUCUGCCAGGGCUACAGGUCUCGCCUUCCAACACAGCCCUGACAACCUGAUCUACUAUGGAGAGCACCCUCUGUCCUUUGCAGCCUGUGUGGGCAGUGAGGAGAUCGUGAGGCUGCUCAUAGAGCAUGGAGCUGAUAUCAGGGCCCAGGACUCACUGGGGAACACAGUGCUGCACAUCCUCAUCCUGCAACCCAACAAAACCUUCGCCUGCCAGAUGUACAACCUGCUGCUGUCCUAUGAUGGAGGGGACCACCUGCAGUCUCUAGAGCUUGUACCUAACUACCAGGGUCUCACCCCCUUCAAGCUGGCUGGAGUAGAGGGCAACACUGUGAUGUUCCAACACCUGAUGCAGAAGCGGAAGCAUGUCCAGUGGACAUACGGGCCUCUGACCUCCACCCUCUACGAUCUCACAGAGAUCGACUCUUCAGAGGAUGAGCAAUCCCUGCUGGAACUAAUUGUCACCACCAAGAAGCGCGAGGCUCAGCAGAUCCUGGACCUGACACCUGUGAAGGAGCUGGUGAGCCUCAAGUGGAAAAGAUUUGGGCGGCCCUACUUCUGCGUGCUGGGUGCAAUCUAUUUGCUCUACAUUAUCUGCUUUACUGUGUGCUGCGUUUACCGCCCUCUCAAACCAAGGACCACGAAUGAGACCGGCCCCCGGGACAACAGACUCCUCGAACAGAAGCUCCUUCAGGAGGCUUAUACAACCCCUGAGGAUGACCUGCGGAUGGUGGGGGAGCUCGUGAGUGUCUUCGGGGCUGUGGUCAUUCUGCUGGUAGAGAUUCCAGACAUCCUCAGAUUGGGGGCCACUCGCUUCUUUGGACACACCAUCCUUGGGGGGCCAUUCCAUGUCAUUAUCAUCACCUAUGCCUGCAUGGUGCUGGUGACCAUGGUGAUGCGGCUCACCAAUACAGAUGGAGAGGUGGUGCCUAUGUCUCUUGCACUGGUGCUGGGCUGGUGCAACGUCAUGUAUUUUGCCCGAGGAUUCCAGAUGCUGGGCCCCUUUACCAUCAUGAUCCAGAAGAUGAUCUUUGGUGACCUCAUGCGAUUCUGCUGGCUGAUGGCUGUGGUCAUCCUGGGUUUUGCUUCAGCCUUCUAUAUCAUCUUCCAGACAGAGGACCCUGAUGAGCUGGGGCAUUUCUUUGACUACUCCAUGGCACUGUUCAGCACCUUUGAGCUCUUCCUCACUGUCAUUGAUGGCCCUGCGAACUACGAUGUGGACUUGCCCUUCAUGUACAGCAUCACCUACGCUGCCUUUGCUAUCAUCGCCACGCUGUUGAUGCUCAACCUCCUCAUUGCCAUGAUGGGCGACACCCACUGGCGAGUGUCCCAUGAGCAGGAUGAGCUUUGGAGGGCCCAGGUGGUAGCCACCACGGUGAUGCUGGAGAGAAAGCUGCCUCGCUGCCUGUGGCCUCGCUCUGGGAUCUGUGGGCGCGAGUAUGGGCUGGGGGACCGCUGGUUCCUGCGGGUGGAAGACAGGCAGGACCUCAACCUGAAGCGAAUCCAGCGCUACGCAAAGGCCUUCCAGCCAGAGGGAAUCCACGACUCUGAGGACCAGGACAAAGACCCAGGGGAAAAACUAGAGAUGAGAUACCCUACAGACCCUUACCUGUCUUUUCCUACACCCUCAGUGUCUCGAAGCACCUCCCGCAGCAGCACCAACUGGGAAAGGCUUCGGCAAGGAACCCUCCGGAGUGACCUGCGGGGCAUGAUCAACCGGGGCUUGGAAGAUGGGGAGGGCUGGGAAUACCAAAUCUGACUGCCUACUGGUGGUUGUUGUAGCAUCAAAUCCAAACCAAAGCAACAAUAAUAUAACAGAAACCUAGGUCUCAACUCCCAGGUCCAAGAGGAAAAGGAGGAAUGGCACAAAUGUCAAGGAAUGCACGCUGGAAAUAACUGCUCCAGGUCUUCCAAACUCCUUCAGAUGGGGCAAGGAAAACAGUCUGUGUUCCUCCCUGCCGCAAGCAUUCCUCACCCUCCUAUGGAAGUCCCACUGCACAGCAGAGCACUUUAAAGAUAGAUUCACCUUCUCAAGCACCUGUCUCAACCCCGUGUCAUAAGUGGAAGGACUCCUUCACAAGUGCUCCAGGCUUGUGGAAAGGAGUGUGAGGGAGGGAGACAGGUACUACCUUAGGGAUGAGGAAGCUGCACUGAGUCUUGCACCUUCCAUUUGCCAAUAAAGCCAUUUCCUCCUCCUU
Molecule: messenger RNA, 2866 nt
Organism: Cavia porcellus (domestic guinea pig)
Lineage: Eukaryota; Metazoa; Chordata; Mammalia; Rodentia; Caviidae
Product: transient receptor potential cation channel subfamily V member 6
Exons: 15
Coding region: 244-2427 (727 amino acids)
Biological process (GO): calcium ion import across plasma membrane
Cellular component (GO): plasma membrane
Molecular function (GO): protein binding; calcium channel activity
Source: RefSeq, a predicted model, not a curated record